Molecule: messenger RNA, 1066 nt
Organism: Punctularia strigosozonata HHB-11173 SS5
Lineage: Eukaryota; Fungi; Basidiomycota; Agaricomycetes; Corticiales; Punctulariaceae
Exons: 3
Coding region: 1-960 (319 amino acids)
Biological process (GO): negative regulation of DNA-templated transcription
Cellular component (GO): nucleus
Molecular function (GO): transcription factor binding; transcription corepressor activity
Source: RefSeq, a predicted model, not a curated record
AUGGAGGCUACUUCUUCGACCAGUAAACCAGUUGUUGACCGCGGAAAGACGGCUCCGUUUCUCAUACGGACCUUCAUCAAGAUUGGAGGUUUCCAUAGGUUGCAGCUGUUUGAGGAUGGGGCCCUCCCUACGACGGACGAACAGCAGAUAUUCACCUGGAAAGAUGCGACGUUGCGGGAGGUGUUGACCACGCUUCGCAAUACCGCGCCCACUCAGAUCGAAUACCGCCAUCCUCUCGGACGGUACUCCUUCCGCGCCGUAUACGCAGAUCCCAGCGCUCGCGGACGCUUCGCAAGCAAGGAACUCGGCACAGUGUACUCCCGCGACAUUCUGGGCGAACCUGGCUCACUCAACACGACAGCACCGCGCCUCCUAGAAGACUACGAGCCAGGAACAGCACCAGGCGUCGAGGAGGGCACAGAGAUGGAGGACGCUACGACUAAAGCGACGAGGGAGCUCACUGAGAGAGAGAAAGACGAGCGCUUGGACGAACUGCGCUUCGUACCUGGCGACUACCUUUGCUUGUCGGUGAUCCUGCCCAAGAAUCUCACUGUGCCGACUCCCACGGGCGAGCUCGCGAUUAAAGGCGCCGCACCGGCUGGUGCAAACGGAAAGGACUGGAAGGCCAGCGCGCCUGGCGGUAGAGGCGACGGAGGAUGGGGAGGCUCGCUUGGAACUGCGGGAGGACCGCCUGGAGGGCUUGGGCGAGGCGGAGGGCACUGGAGAGGCGGAUCAGAUGCCCCAGCGCCAAGAGGAGGUGGAAGGGGAGGCAGAGCCGGUGGAGAUAGGGAGAGGCUCAGGGACGAAAGGGUGCCGCCGCCCAGACGGCGAGAGUCGCCUCCGCCUCCACGCCGAGGCGGUGGUGGUUGGGGCGAUCGCGGAGGUCGAGGAGGCAGGGAUAGGCCCCGGUCGAGGUCACCGCGAUCUCGUAGCCCCCUUCCUAGGAGACGCUACGAUUGAGGGGAGGCGUCAGACGGAUUGACGUUAAAAGGAUCCCGUAGUUCAUGAUCAGUACUCAGUACCGUAUGUGCUUUGCAAGUCUUUCUUAAGGAUUGACCCAAUUGAC